AUGUCGGUUACCUGGGGAAGUCGCAAGAACGAAGGCCCACACCAGUCUGGUCCCUUGUGGUUACCGGAGAUUAGGCGCCGAGCGACCCGUAACUCGCCGGUCAAAGCAGCUUUCUCCAAGGCCCGCACUACGGGACAGGUGGACAGCGGACAACCAUGCGCCACUACUCUCCUGCCUCCACGUUCAAGCGAGGUCCACGCGGGAAACUCAAUCCGUCCAUUUCGUGUUGACUGGGCUGGAAGCUGGAGUGGAACUAGGGCGGAUUUUGUCGCUCCGUCAGACGGCCUCAAGAACUCCGUCCGUUCCACUGCUCACGCACGUGGACUUGCCGGCUUGUAA
Molecule: messenger RNA, 339 nt
Organism: Penicillium arizonense
Lineage: Eukaryota; Fungi; Ascomycota; Eurotiomycetes; Eurotiales; Aspergillaceae
Exons: 2
Coding region: 1-339 (112 amino acids)
Source: RefSeq, a predicted model, not a curated record